Durio zibethinus is the source of this 1543-nucleotide messenger RNA. Its product is annotated as polyadenylate-binding protein 1-like. Gene Ontology annotation, molecular function: poly(A) binding. Lineage: Eukaryota; Viridiplantae; Streptophyta; Magnoliopsida; Malvales; Malvaceae. The record is from RefSeq and is a predicted model, not a curated record.
AGCUAUAAAUACAAAUUUCACCGUCUUCCGCCAAUCCCAUCUAUCAAAGGAAAAAAACAUCGAAAGCACACGCCGACUUCGGCAACUCCGAAUCUCACACUCACUGAUCAUUUCUUUUCUUCCCUCAAAUCCAGAAACAAGAAAGUACCUAAUUCCAAAAUUCCCCCAAUUUGAAAAUUUUCGCAAAGAAGAGAAAGAAUGGAGCAAGAGCACGACGUGUACGGACGGGAGAUCCCGGACGAGGAAGGAGAGAUGGAUGCUGACGUCGACGUGUCUGGUGGAGCUGAAGAUUACGAAGGGAACGAGCAAGAGUUUGACCAAGAUCCCAAUUCCAACUCCAAGGAUUUGGAGGACAUGAAAAAGAGACUGAAGGAGAUCGAGAAAGAGGCCGGGGCUUUGCGUGAAAUGCAGGCUAAAGUCGAGAAGGAGAUGGGCGCUAUCCAAGAUUCCUCAAGUGCUUCUGCAAACCAAGCAGAAAAGGAGGAAGUGGAUUCCCGCUCGAUUUAUGUUGGCAAUGUAGACUACACAUGUACACCCGAGGAAGUUGAGCAGCAUUUCCAAUCCUGUGGAACAGUGAACAGAGUGACAAUUUUGACUGACAAGUUUGGUCAACCUAAAGGAUUUGCCUAUGUUGAAUUUGUUGAAAUUGAUGCUGUUCAAAAUGCUCUACUGUUAAAUGAAUCAGAAUUGCAUGGUCGUCAGUUAAAGGUCUCUGCAAAACGAACAAAUAUUCCUGGAAUGAAACAGUAUCGAGGAAUGCGAUCCAACCCAUAUUUCCAUUCCCAAUGGCCUUUCACGCCCGGUCCUGCUUUCUAUCCUUCAUAUGGCUAUGGGAGGGUUCCAAGGUUCAGGCGGCCUAUGAGAUACAGGCCAUAUUAAGAUGGAUCUCACGUUGUCAGAAGCUGCAAUUUUGAGAAGACCAUUACUUGACAAGUUAAUAGUUUAUAAUGGUCAUAUUGUUGUUCUAUAACAUGGAGGGAGAAAGUUGAGUUGCAAUUUGCUUGCCAAAGGGCUGGCGGGAUAUUUCUCAAGUUGUGAGCUUGCAGGAGUGUGAUGGAUCCUUUCGUUUGACCUUGCCUAUGCUUUGACGGUGAUAAAUGAAGCAGAGAUGGAAAUGUUGUAGUGAAAUAUUAUUUAAAAUUCCCGGUCGUAGAUUGAUAAUUUUACUCAGUGUGGAAAAGUUAUAAAAUGUUGGGUUUUUAUGUUUGCUAAAGUGACGACUUUCUCAUAGAUCAUAAUGCAUAGAAGGUUAGUUCAAAAUAGAUUACUGAAACAUGAGGAUAUUUAUGGGAUAAGCUUUCUGGGAUUUGAAGUGAUGACCAAACUGUUUAGCCAGCUGCUUGAGUUUGCCACAUGGAUAAGUUUCAAAGCAUUAAAGCAAAACUUGUAUUAUCGUAGUUAGGGGUAUAAUCGAGUCGAAUCGAGUCGAUAUAGUGAGAAGUUUGAGCUUUAGCUCAAUUUCAACUCAUGGUUCGAUUCGAACUUGAUCGAAUUUUAUUUUCUUAGUUUGAGUUUGAUUCGUGAUCGAAAUUGAACUACUCGA